AUUAAUAAAUUAUGAUAUAUUAAAUUAAUUUAAAUUAUAAAUAAAUAAAAACAUUAGUGAGUGAAUAUGGAUAACCAAUUAUUAUUAGAUCUUUUUAUUAUUCUUAUUGCUAGUUUUUUUAUUAAAAAAGCAGAACCAAUAAAUAUAACCUCAGUUGAAAUUCCACGAGUAGUAAGAGCUGGUAGUGAAGAACCAACAAUACUUGACUGCAAAUACGAUAUGGGAUCAUCAACAAAUAAUGCACUUGUCGUUAAGUGGUCAGUUAAUGAUUUACCUUUAUAUCAAUGGAUCCACAACUCAUUGCCUAAAGGAUCUGAUGAACUUAGUCAGUACGUUGACGCGACUUAUAAAGCUAGCAACGAUUCAAACACAAUGUACAGAGCAGUUAAACUUGUCAGACCGGGGCAUGAACUUUCUGGAAAAAUAAGAUGUAGCAUAUCAUCUCAAGAUGAUGAAACCGAAGCUACCAGAGAAAUGUUAGUUUAUUCUCCAGAAAAGAUUUUUAAAAUACUAGAUCCAACGAUAAACGAAGAUUCGACACAACUAACCACAAGGUGCUUAGCUGAAGACCUUUAUCCACUUCCUACGAUAAAGCUUUUUCAAGACAAUCAGCCAAUAAAAAAACAAAGGCAAUAUUACAAAAAUAAAACUGAUGGUCGACAUAACGUUGAGGCUAAUGCUACUUUAGAGAUGGACCAAAUUAAAUUACCAACAGUAUUCAAAUGUGAAUUAUUUAUUAAAGAAGCUAAUUAUACUUCAGUAAUAAAAUAUGUAUACAAUGGAGGAUCUCUUAAAUCGGAUGUUUCACUACUUUUGUUCUUCUUAAUUAUUGGACUUUUUGUCACCAACAAUUUAACCAACCCAAUUAUCAGCUUCACCACCAUUACCAUUAAGACGACAACUCACGGUUUAUGUUAACCAGAAAUUUUAUUAUUAAUUAUAAUAAAUGCCCUGCAAAAUUAUUAGUAAUAUUUAAAUUUCAUUG
Molecule: messenger RNA, 985 nt
Organism: Cotesia glomerata
Lineage: Eukaryota; Metazoa; Arthropoda; Insecta; Hymenoptera; Braconidae
Exons: 5
Coding region: 67-918 (283 amino acids)
Source: RefSeq, a predicted model, not a curated record